GCUAUGCAGAGGCGGGUGGGUCGUCCUCCGGAUGAGUGCUUUUCUAGUCAGCAGUUGACCCAUGCAGGAGGGCACACAGGCACACACCUGUACACUGUCAGAGACACACAGAAAGAUAAAUCGCUGCGGGCAGAGAGAUAAAAGCCGGAGGGCUGGGGUGGGUAUUGCGGGGUCGCUACUGCACUUCACUCACUGACCCUCUCUCCAUACCAUACCAUACCUGUGUAAGAGACGCUGCACGUGUGGCUGCCUCCGUCACGUUGUGUGUGCCAAGCCAAUCUAAGUUGCGUGCGCAUACUUAUGCACGUACCCCUGGCCGCGUGCGGCAUGUGUGUGUGCAUGUACGUGCUUGUCACAGACGACAAGCAUUCAGUGAGUAAAUCCGACCAGUCAGUCAAUCGGUAGCCAUACCAUAACAUGACAUGUCACCAUGUCACCACACCCACCCACCAUGUACGUUGAUGGUGCCGAGAGAGAACUCACCACGGUAGCGACACACUCUGUCGUCGCAUCGUGGCCGGCCAACGACAUAUACAUACCCGCUCAUAUGAGGCCCCCUCCCCUCUCCCGUCACGUGUGCAGACAGACAGACGGCCAGACAGACAGACAGACAGACCGAAGCAUGACGCACCUGUCUCCAAGUGCACUACUUGCCUCGCUGCAGGCAGAGAGAGUAGAGUGCACACACAGCACACGAAAAAGACGAAAAAGGCGGACACCUGAGUUCUUACAGAAAACCAUGCAUCUCCUACGUCUAUCUCUCUGUGUCUAUCUAUCGGCUGGGAACGUAUGGGCAGUCGAAUUGGAGGGCAUAGUCGGAGCCGGGGAACACACAGAAAUAGACGUACCCGGUGGCGUCGGGGUUCUCGCACACGCGGCACUCGUCAUACACGCACCGCCCGCACGACAAGCAAACCUCCUCGUUGGGAUACUGCUCAUCAACAGCCUCAUCCGAGUCGUCGGGCGGCUCUGAAAGGAUACACACACUCAACUCAGACACACACAGACAGAGCCACAUGCUGCCUGUCUGUCUGUCUGUCUGGCCGUCUGUCUAUCAUCCGUGCGUGCAAUCGAUGAGGCCGACCUUCACAAGUGAUCAUCGUUCCCUGGGUGUCGUUUUUCUUGGCGCCGAGGGUGGACAUGGCGGCGAUGUCGAAAGGCAUGACACACUCGGCGUUCCGGUAAGCCAUCCACACCGACUGCAUGCAUCAUUCAUUCAACGAUGAAAGAGUGGUCCCUCCCUCCCUUGCUGCUGGCUCACUCACCACAUCGGCCGUCUUAUUGUCGACCGCGGCAACCACGGCAUGUGCGGCUCCGCCCGUUGACGCAGGCACCCUGACGACGCCGGACGAGUCGCUCGAACGCGAAACGAGCCUGCAUGUCAUGUGCGUUGCAAGGGGACAUCCAGAUGCUUGACAAGGUCUUUUCGCGCCUUAAUUAUCCCCCUCCCCACCUACCCGUGCUCUCCUCUAUACAGCACGGCCAAGUGCGCAUUGUCCGAUUUGGAGCUGACAGCCAACAUCACCUCGUCAAAACCCGCAGCUCGCACGUCACCCUGCAUGGACACACACACAGAGCGCAUCGGUCAGACAGCCUCACCCACCCACAGCCACACCCACCGUACUGUACCAGAUUGACGUUGAUGUACUGUUCGCUCUGCGCCGGGACAGGUCGGGUGGGCAGCGAGGCGAAAUGGACCAGCCUGUCCUUCGGAGGCGGCUUAUCCAUCAACAUAGGCGCCGUGAACACCGGGCACAGCUGUCGCCCUUUCGAGGACUUUUUGUCAGUGUCAUGGCGCGUCUGCGCAAGCAGCUUCUGCACGUCUUCCAGCACUUCCUCGAGCCUUGUGGUUACCGCCUCGCAAUGUGUCGGACUGCCGAAAGCAGCGAGGAGAAAGAGGGGAAACAGGAAGGCCUUCAUCAUCUCG
This is a messenger RNA of Vitrella brassicaformis, 1927 nucleotides long. Lineage: Eukaryota; Vitrellaceae. The record is from the annotation of a GenBank genome assembly.